This is a messenger RNA of Polypterus senegalus (gray bichir), 2826 nucleotides long. RefSeq names its product CCAAT/enhancer-binding protein epsilon-like. The transcript is spliced from 3 exons. Lineage: Eukaryota; Metazoa; Chordata; Cladistia; Polypteriformes; Polypteridae. Bases 887 to 1864 code for a protein of 325 amino acids. Gene Ontology annotation, biological process: regulation of transcription by RNA polymerase II; myeloid cell differentiation; DNA-templated transcription. The record is from RefSeq and is a predicted model, not a curated record. Gene Ontology annotation, molecular function: RNA polymerase II cis-regulatory region sequence-specific DNA binding; DNA-binding transcription factor activity, RNA polymerase II-specific.
UUCUUAAGAAAUUGCGUUACAACUUGAGUAAGGUGCGCCUUGAUCAAUCGCAUCUCUUGCGACAAGCGCUGGCGCGGUUACAGCGGGCGGGCGGACGGCCGGCCGGCGCCACUGGAGAGCGGUUGGCCAUACAAGACCACUGGCGGAUUGGCAGGAGGGCUGGACGGCGGCAGUCACUGAAGCAGCACUGGAUCAUCUGACGGCACUUCUGACUCCUCUCGUUAGUUGACAGGGGCAGAGCCUAACAUUUUAAUCAGAUCCAAUCGCGCUUUUUCAAAACCCAGCUUUACUCAAAUAUUCUCUAAGCGUUUCACGUUUACAAUCAUUGCAUUCCAUAUUUGUGUUACAGAACUCCAAAGCAGUGACCAGAUUAUUAAACUGGCCUUCACCUUAAACCUCCUCAUAGAUAGUGCUCAGUUCGCCGAGUUCAGGGAACGUCCUGGGACUUCUUCGCAACGUCCCACUGCCUAUUUAAAGUCCCCACUGGGUCAGCUCCGCACCUUAAACAGGUAACUUAUCAUUAGCCUUCUUCAUUUUGACGAAAAUCAUCAGCACCUCACUAUAAAAUCGCCCCGUGUUGCCCGUCUUUGGAAAUAAGACUUUCUUAAAAUUAUAUAAAUUGCUUAUUAUCAAAAAUAAAUAAUCUGAUAACUGAAAUACAAUAGGCUGCAGCAUACCGAUUGUCAUUUAUAGUGCCUUUCUAUUUUUCUAAAUUAACAUGAAAAACAUUUUAUUCCCGAUAAUAAACACGAAUACAUGAGUUGGGUGACACCGAGCUUGCCAUCUAACUAAGAGAGUAUUAUUUUGAGUAUUUGGUCUGUCAUCCUUUAACAGCCUCAGCACUCCGACUACCAAACGGCAGCAGGACCGCAGAAUCACAACGAGGAUGUCUCAGAGCAGCGGCAGCUACUAUGACUGCGAUCGCAGGGCAUCCAGUAACUAUUCCGCCAUAAUUCGGGGUCCCGCCGGGGUGAUACCCCCCGAUGUCAACUCAUUGUGCGAAACCGAGAGUUCGGUGGACUUGAGCACCUAUUUAGAAACAACAUCAGCACCCCAAAAUGGCCAGCACUCGGGUAGCGGUGGGGAGGACUUACUGACCUACCCUUGUCUUAAAAACAGUUUCCCCUACACCAGCCAAAGCCCACUCCUGGGGUACGGCUACUCGAGCGUCUCGGCCAACCAGCAGGCUAAGAUGUCCCUGUACGAGAGCGCGACGAGCAGUUAUGAAGGACACACUCCCACCCUUCUGACAAGGGCAGGGGUGAUCGUUAAAGAGGAGCCUCAGAGAAGAGACGAUGGCGGCAGAUCCCCUCACUCCGCGGCUCACAUCGCCUCAAGAGUGCCAAUUGGCAGGUAUCUACAGCAACAGGACCUCCAGAACCUGCAGUUCCAGGUGGGCCAUUGCUCUCAGACAGCAGUAAGCCUGGGGGCAGCGCUGGGCCAGGCUGGGGUCAACACGAUGCCGACGCCUGCAAGCGCACAGAUCCGACUAGUCAAGGCCUCAUCAGUGAGAGACACAUCGUCAGCUCCUUCCUCUUCCUCCCUGUAUCCUUACUCCCAUCCGUCUCUGCCUCUUGUACAUGGCAAUGCAUUGAAGAGCAAGAAGGUGCUGAAGAAGGACAGCCUGGAAUACCGGCUACGGCGGGAGCGCAACAACAUCGCCGUGAGGAAGAGUAGGGAUAAGGCCAAACGGCGCAACCUCGAGACUCAACAGAGAGCCUUGGAGUUCAUGGCGGAGAACCAGCGGCUCCGAGAGCGAGUGGAACGCCUGAGCCAGGAGCUCGAAACUUUACGUAAUGUCUUCAGAGAACUCCCACCUGAAGUGAAGCACGGCACCCCAGCUGCCUCAGACGACUGUCCUUAAAGGCUUGGUGAUGGCGAACUAAACUUUGAUGAACAGGACAAACAAAAACUCCAGCAAACUGACCAGCUGAGUGAUGCUUUUAAUGUAAAUAGCCGUUAGAUGAUGCGAUGCAAAUUUGCCUUCAGAUCAAAGCUGUGCCAGAAGAAGUCGGUCUUGUCGAGUGAAUGUUGCAGACUCUGGAUACGGUGAGAAACAUUCCAAUGGAGUCUUCCUUUAUACUGAUUGGGACGUAACUUACGCUUCUGCAUCAGGAGAUUUCCAGCCUUCUACGAACAUCAGCCCGGAGCAGCGCCUGAAUGUCACUGACAGACAAUCACAAAUCUGGAUUCACUCCGCGUUAUUUGUGAAGGCUUGUAAUUGUCUGAUAAUUUGUGUUGCUGUCAGAUCAGUUAAUUCGGUGAUUUUAUGAUGCCUCACCGGUGCUUCUAAAUGCGUGUUUCUCUUUCACACCGGAAAUGCAAACAGCAGGCAAUUAAUUAGGAGGUGCAGAAUGAAAGGGCACGGACUGAAGAUGCCAAACAAGCGGCAGGGCGUUCGAAAGCCAAGUGGCCGCAGAGAGUCGCGCGCGUGUCGCAUGUUAGUGGUCAGUGUGCGGACUCUCCUCGGGUUUGCGGACCCUCACCCAGACACCCCUCAUUACGUGGGGUCACUUCUUCAAGCUCGCCUCACGGACAGUAAUGCGCAUUCACAGCUUCACUCGGCUGUGUCCUGAAUUGAAAGACUUCACCUCCUGUAGACAACAUCAGAAAGCUCACCAAUAUAAGCCUUUGUUAUUAAUGAAAAAAUAACUUCGUUUCUAAGGCUGUUCAUGCAAAUCAUAAAGUGCAUUUUUGAUUAUUAAUUCAACAAACAGGGUUAGGGGGUUUGAUUUUGUUCUUAUUUGUUAAAAGGUGUCAUAGGAUCUCUUUGUCCAGUGCUUAUCUUGAUCGGCGCUUUUUAUAAACAUUUGAAAAGUGAUUAAA